AUGGUGCACUGGACAGCCGAAGAGAAGCAGCUCCUCACCGGCCUCUGGGGCAAGGUCAAUGUGUCUGCUUGUGUCCCUCCGUCUCUCCCCAGGCUGCUGAUCGUCUACCCCUGGACCCAGAGGUUCUUCGCUUCCUUUGGGAACCUCUCCAGCCCCACCGCCAUCAUCGGCAACCCCAUGGUCCGUGCCCAUGGCAAGAAAGUGCUCACCUCCUUCGGGGAAGCCGUCAAGAACCUUGACAACAUCAAGAACACCUUCGCCCAGCUGUCCGAGCUGCACUGCGACAAGCUGCACGUGGACCCCGAGAACUUCAGGCUCCUGGGUGACAUCCUGAUCAUCGUCCUGGCUGCCCACUUCACCAAGGAUUUCUCUCCCGAAUGCCAGGCUGCCUGGCAAAAGCUGGUCCGUGUGGUGGCCCACGCUCUGGCCCGCAAGUACCACUAAAGCGUCAGCACGAAGUCCCCUGGCAGCAUCCUCCAGCUGCGUGUCGUGCACCGGCUGACGUGCUGCCCUGGAUCUGACAGCUUUUAACAGCCAAAUAAAGCUCAUCCUGUGAAGGC
Cariama cristata (Red-legged seriema) is the source of this 560-nucleotide messenger RNA. Its product is annotated as hemoglobin subunit beta. The record is from RefSeq and is a predicted model, not a curated record. Gene Ontology annotation, biological process: hydrogen peroxide catabolic process; oxygen transport. The coding region runs from base 1 to 444 and encodes 147 amino acids. Gene Ontology annotation, cellular component: hemoglobin complex; blood microparticle; haptoglobin-hemoglobin complex. NCBI's taxonomy places the organism in Eukaryota, Metazoa, Chordata, Aves, Cariamiformes, Cariamidae. Gene Ontology annotation, molecular function: oxygen carrier activity; oxygen binding; peroxidase activity. The transcript is spliced from 3 exons.